CACUUGGUUUCGCUUUCCUUUUCCUUUGGUUUCAUGCGGAGUGUGAGCUCGUGAGUGUGUGCGUGGAUGUGUGUUAGAGCCUCACCAGGAGAUUAGGCUGUUGGAGGCCAAAGGGCGGCUUACAGUUCUCUGCUUUAGUCGCUGAACUCCUGAAUGUUUUGGAGAAACAGGAAACAGAAAAUAGCAGAUGUCAUGGAGGAAAGAGGAUAAACAACGACCAAAAAAAAAGGGGGAGAAAAAAAGCUCACACCCAAAUUCACAAAACCUAUUUUUUAAACCAAGCACAUCUUGAAUGCGUGUGGAACCUCAAUGGGCUCAGAAAAAAAGAUACUAAUAUAUUUAUCUCAUUGUUUGUUUACAUAAACUUUUACAGUUUCAGACCUCAGCAGAUAAAAGGCCAGUCCCAGUGAAUCCCAGCUUCCGCCGGAGCCCCUUCUGAGUAGGCCCUGGGGCGGGCGUGGAGGCCCCUGAGCCCUCCUCCCAGCCCGGCCUCUCCCAGCCCAGCUGGCCCCCCCCAGGCCUCCUGGCCAGACCCUGGCGGUCCUGCCAGCUGGCACAGCAGGGGUGGCUGUCACUUGUGGCCGCAGGACCUGAGCCUGGGCUUGGGCCCUUGGGAUGGAGGUGCGCCCCCAUCCCACUGCUCUGCCUGCGACCCUCGGGUGUGUUGAUGUGAGGGUCCCUCUCGCGCCAAAAAGCCUGGAACUUUGCACAGCUCCGUGGGCUCCGGCGGGUCACCGCCCUCUGGGGACCCCCACCUCCACCCCGGCCGUGGGAGGGGCUCACUGGGCAAACACUGCACGGACGGCGCAAACGCUCUGAACAGUGUUGUUUUUGUAUCAAUGUCUGUGCAGUGACGAAUGUAUUUAUUUCGCAGACUUGGGGCGAGUGAGCGGCAGACCGGGCUCCGCCACCGCACGCUCCCGCCAGACCCAGCCCACCGCCGCCGGGGCUCCUCCAGGAUUGCAGAAAAGGUAAAGAAGGAAAGAGGAACCUUUAAGCAAAUACGAAUCUCAGACUCGCAGCAUAGCCACACACCUCAGCCUGUGAAACGAACAAUCUGGACCCAGACGGACUUUCAGAACCUCACGCAGCCGUGGGCUACCCUGACUCCCACCCGUCAGAAUGCACUGGACUGGCCGUGUGCAGGAAUGCGAUCCACCAGGGACCCCGGCCGCGCUGGCCGUGGCUGUCCGGAGUCGGGGCCCGGCUCGGCAAAGACCCAGGCUGUAGAUUCUCAUCUGCUAAACAGCGGUGUGGCCAGCUCCAGCCUUCCUGGGCCCUUUCGGGAAUUUUAAACACUCAGGGAAGGUGGCCACGUGACAACAAAGGCAGAGACUGGAGUGAUGCAUCUAUAGGCCAAGGGACACCAAAGAGUGCCAGUAACCAUCAGAACCUGGAAAAAGCAGGCAAGGAUCCACACCUAGAAUCUCUGGAGGAAGCACAGCCCUGCUGACACCUUGAUUUUGAACGUCUGGCCUCCAGAACAGAGAGAAGAACUUUCUGUUGUUUUAAGCCGCCAUGUUUGUGGUAUUUCAUCGUGGCAGCUACGAGACCUAACGGAAUAUCCACGGAUCCGUAAGAAAAACUCACACGUGGGAGCAGGGUGGACAAGGAGGUUUGCUGCAGGGUCGUUCGGAACUGCAAAAACUGGGACUCACCUAGAUAUCCAUCCAUAGGGGAUCAGAGGCAGGAGAGGGUCCUGGCAGUUCAUUCAGCUAGAAUUCGAAAUACGGCUCUGUUUUUGCUGGACCUGUUUUCAUCGUCACCUGCAGAGAUCCUGUAACAAACACUGGUCUCCUCUCAUUCGUUGAUUCCGUCCAUCAGUCAGUCAACAAACAUCUACUGUGCCAGGCAUUUUCCACGUGCUGAGGACACACAGUGCGUGAGACAAAGGGGUCAGCUUUCUUGGAGCCCACGGAUAAUAAAAGAGGUGGCCUGUGAGUACGGCAUGGUGCACGUGGUGUCCGAGACCGGGGGCCCCAAAGGCAAAGACUACUGCAUCCUCUACAACCCGCAGUGGGCCCACCUGCCGCUCGACCUCAGCAAAGCAUCUCUUCUGCAGGUGCGGGACUGGACGACCUCCGUGCUCUGCUCUCCGGCCGACCUCCCUGCCAAAGGCUUCAGUAACCAGAUCCCCCUGGUGGCGCGGGGGAACUGCACCUUCUACGAGAAAGUGCGGCUGGCCCAGGGCAGCGGGGCGCGUGGGCUGCUCAUCAUCAGCAAGGAGACGCUGGUCCCCCCAGGAGGCAACAAGACGCAGUACGACGAGAUCGGCAUUCCCGUGGCCCUGCUCAGCUACAAAGACAUGCUGGACAUUUUCGAGACUUUCGGCCGGGUGGUACGGGCAGCACUGUACGCCCCCAAGGAGCCCAUGCUGGACUACAACAUGGUCAUCAUCUUCAUCAUGGCUGUGGGCACCGUUGCCCUCGGGGGCUACUGGGCCGGGAGCCGGGACGUGAGGAAGAGGUACAUGAAACACAAGCGGGACGACGGGCCCGAGAAGCACGAGGACGAGGCUGUGGACGUGACGCCCGUCAUGAUCUGCGUGUUUGUGGUCAUGUGCUGCUCCAUGCUGGUGCUGCUCUACCACUUCUACGACCAGCUCGUCUACGUCAUCAUCGGCAUCUUCUGCCUGGCCUCCUCCACGGGCCUCUACAGCUGCCUGUCACCGCUCCUCCAGAGGCUGCCGUUCUGCAGAUGCAGGGUCCCUGACAACAGCCUGCCCUACUUCCACAAGCGCCCUCAGGUCCGCAUGCUGCUCCUGGCGCUGCUGUGCGUGGCCGUCAGUGUGGUGUGGGGCGUCUUCCGGAACGAGGACCAGUGGGCUUGGAUCCUUCAGGACGCGCUGGGCAUUGCCUUCUGCCUCUACACCUUGAAAACCAUCCGCCUCCCCACGUUCAAGGCCUGCACGCUGCUGCUGCUGGUGCUGUUCAUCUACGACGUGUUCUUCGUGUUCAUCACGCCCUUCCUGACCAAGAGUGGGAACAGCAUCAUGGUGGAGGUGGCAACCGGGCCGUCAGACUCGGCCACCCACGAGAAGCUCCCCAUGGUGCUGAAGGUGCCCAGACUCAACGCCUCGCCGCUGGCCCUGUGUGACCGGCCCUUCUCCCUCCUGGGCUUCGGGGACAUCCUGGUCCCAGGGCUGCUCGUGGCCUACUGCCACCGCUUCGACAUCCAGGUGCAGUCCUCCAGGGUCUACUUCGUGGCCUGCACCAUCGAAGGACCUACCUCAGUCGCCGUGGGCGCCAGCCUCUGCCGACGGCCCGCAGCCCCAGGCGGACUCCGACGCCGCCCCCUCCCAGCAGCCUCCCGGCCCAGAAGCGGCCCCGUCCCCUCCGCCCGCGGAGCAGCCCCCAGAGUCGUCGGCUCCCGAAGAGAGCGGGGCCGGCGCGCCCCCCCAGGAGCCCGAGAGUCCGGCAGGCCUCGGCCCCGGCCCCUCGGCCUAGGGGAGGGCGCAGACUCGGCCCCCGCGCCCCGGGACUGGACCCGCGCGGCCCCCAACUUGGUGCUCUGGCCUGGCCGAUGCACACGUCCUGCUCCAGCCCGGCCACACCCCGGACCCCAGCCCUGCUCCGAGCUCGCGUGGCUGCCAAGCCCCCGGCCGGCUGAGGCCAACCCCGCGCGCGCGCCCCGCUUCCUGCGGCGGUGGUGCCCCGGGAAGGGCGGGGCCGUCACCUUCGCCGUUGGCCGCGGACACGCCCAGUUUGGUGCUUGCCCUGCUGCUGCUUCCCUUCGGGUCCGGGCCGGGAGAGGGCGGGUCUCUGGCUCCUGGUGGAGGGGCGCCUUUGCCCAGCAGGGCCCCCAGGGGUUUGGACUGGACGUCGCCGCAGCCUUGGGGGCCCGCGGUGAGCGCCGAGCCCUGCGCCCGGCCCGUCCAUCGCCCGGAAGCGCCCAGCGCCUGUGGUCCAGCUCCUCCAAGUUUGAAUAAACGGCCACGACUUUUUGAAAUUCUGAUAGUGUCGCCUCGUGGGGUGCGAGCCCUUCGGACUGCCUCUCUCGGGGGCGGGGCUGGUGCCAGGCCGGUGGCCCCAUCUUGCCUUUCAGCUCAAGGGAACUCGGCUCCCACCCUCGCCACAGGCACCCGCACGCUCUCAGCACCCUAUCCAGUGCACGCACCUCGGCCUCCAACUCCAGCACGGGGGACGGGGAGCUUCUGGAAUGCGGGAGGAUAUUCUGGAACUGGCGUUAUGUCUUCUACCUCACGGACAGGGUUCUCUGAACCUCACGACGGAGAUGCCGCCGGCCCCCGUGUCACCGCCUGGCGACAGAGCCGGCGCCCGGACAGGCACCCGGGGCUGCUGAUCGCCAGGGCCCCGGCCCGCUCCCCCCCCCACCCCCCCCAACACCCCGUCCGCGCCGCUGCGCUGCACACAGCAGGCGGGGGCGACCACGGUCCAUUCCACACAAUACCAGCGCCAGCCAGACUCACAGCCUCUCAGCCACGCCUCUCGAGGAAGAAACGAUGUUUAUUCCUAAAAAAAAACAGAAGGCGUCUCCCACCUGCUUCUGUGUGUUUCUCAAAAGAACAGGUGAUCCGGUGGGAGGGCGGGGCUGGAGCAGCUGGACCUGCCCAGCCCCACGGGAGCCCCUGGCCUUAGAGGCCGGGACCAGGACGCAGCCACGGGGCAGCCUUGGGGGAAGGCCCGAGCGGACCUCCGCCCUCCCUCUAGGGACUGCGCCUUCCUCUAAGCCAUUUUGUACGUCGGUAAAGAGCGCGGAAUCUCUUUUUUCUGUUUUGUUGGUUUGACAAACGUCAAAGAAAUCAAAGGAGGAUGUUAGUUCCUGAAGUUUCAGUUUGCAGUUUUUGCCUUGCUUCUGUUUGAAUCUUAUAAUUAAACACAGCUUUUGAUACUUA
Molecule: messenger RNA, 4855 nt
Organism: Aethalodelphis obliquidens (Pacific white-sided dolphin)
Lineage: Eukaryota; Metazoa; Chordata; Mammalia; Artiodactyla; Delphinidae
Gene: SPPL2B
Product: signal peptide peptidase like 2B
Exons: 17
Coding region: 1949-3928 (659 amino acids)
Biological process (GO): membrane protein proteolysis
Cellular component (GO): lumenal side of endoplasmic reticulum membrane; lysosomal membrane; Golgi-associated vesicle membrane
Molecular function (GO): aspartic endopeptidase activity, intramembrane cleaving
Source: RefSeq, a predicted model, not a curated record